Mytilus trossulus (common blue mussel) is the source of this 2811-nucleotide messenger RNA. Its product is annotated as retinoic acid receptor RXR-alpha-B-like. Gene Ontology annotation, biological process: regulation of transcription by RNA polymerase II; retinoic acid receptor signaling pathway. The record is from RefSeq and is a predicted model, not a curated record. Gene Ontology annotation, molecular function: nuclear receptor activity; zinc ion binding; estrogen response element binding. NCBI's taxonomy places the organism in Eukaryota, Metazoa, Mollusca, Bivalvia, Mytilida, Mytilidae. Gene Ontology annotation, cellular component: chromatin; nucleus. Bases 136 to 1440 code for a protein of 434 amino acids. The transcript has 8 exons.
ACGAGAAACGAGGUUACCGUUGAUAAUAAAAUCAACACUUCAGGGUUAUUGGAAACACACUUCCGGUUAAACCAAAACCAAAUACUUUUGUUGUUGUUGACGAAUUAUUUUCAAUCAGUUGACAGACCAUCACAGAUGUUUUCAGAUGAACAAUCUGUUGCUCAAGAUCUGUAUCAUACAGAUAUGUCAUCAUCUACGAUGGGAAAUUCACAAAUGACAGCAUCCAUAAUAGUGCAGCCUUCACAAUUAUCUGCCACCAAAAUGGAACAGUUAUCUGUUUCAGAUAUGGGAGAUUCACACGAUAAUCCUGGUACCCUGUACAUAGGAGAACAAAUGAUGGGACAGCAAAUAUCACCAACACCACAGGUUUCUACAACAGUAGAUCUCCAUUCUUCAGACUCUGGACAGAGCUCACAGUUCCAAGAGCCUAUAGCCCCAUGUCUGGUGUGUGGAGAUAAAGGAUCAGGAUACCACUACUCUGUAUUCUCCUGUGAAGGUUGUAAAGGCUUUUUCAAGAGAACCGUUCAAAAGUUUUUGUCAUACACAUGUAAAGGAUCAGGGAAUUGUAAUGUGAGCAAGUUCACACGUAACAACUGUCAAGCUUGCCGAUUUCAGAAAUGUUUGGAGGCUGGUAUGAAGAAAGAAGCUGUUCGUGAUGACAGAUCCCCUGGUGGUAAGAACAGGAACAAGAGACAACGAUUAGAAGAUAUUCCAGGUUUGAUUAAUCCAGAUGGUACCAUUAACAUUAUACCAGAGAGUAUAGAACCAGAAGAAGAUAACCUAAUUGUAGGACUGGUACAAGCUAAACCUGAUCUAACCCCUAAAUUUGAAAGUGGUAACUUGGAUUCUGAAUAUAUUGACAUCAAUCAGAUAAUGCAGCAUGGUUAUGCAGAGUUAAAGUUUAUCAUUGACUGGGCCAAGAAAGUUCCAGGUUUUAAAGCACUAUGUAUUGAUGAUCAAAUGUCAUUGUUAAAAGCAGCCUUCAUGGAGCUUAAUGUAUUGAGACUGUCAUACAGGUCAAUGGAGACGUCAAACUGUAUAAAGUUUGCAGAGGGUUUGAUAGUUCCUACAGAAUUAGCCCAGGGUGUUGGUUUUGGCAAGGAAUUGGUGAAUGCCACAACAGAAUUUGCAUCUCGUUUAAAAGAAAUAGAUAUUGACUUAACAGAAUUUUGUUGUUUGAAUGCAAUUGUUCUUACAUAUCCAGAUGCUGCAGGGCUUAAAGAUAAGCCAAAGAUUCUUGCAAUGCAAGGUAAAAUCUUGGAAUCAUUGCGACGCUACACUGCAACUCAGUAUCCAAAUGAUCCACGUCGUUACAGUAAAAUAUUGUUACGUUUACCAUCUUUGAGGAGUGUGAGUGCUAAGGCUGCAGAGAGGUUUCUGUCCCUCUCCCUUGAUGGAUCCUUACAACUCAACAGCUUGGUACUUGAUAUGAUCACAUGAUACCCUGAUGUCACAUGAUCAGCGUUAUGACUGUAAAAUGAAACACACUUUCUAUGAGAAGUGUGUUGCUCAAAUGUCUGUGAUUUCAUUUGUAAAUUCAAAUUCUAAUUUGAUGUAUAUUUUGUAUUUUAUUGUCAGACUUGGAAUAACAAUCCUGUUAAUUAAAGGCUUUCUCAAGCAUAUAUGUUCAGAUAUGGGACUGUUCAUGGAUUGUCCAUUAGACUCGUUGAUUGGAUAUUGUGAAGAUUUACAUUUACAAAUAAAAUCUUGAAGUAUGACAAUUUUAUAACUGAAGUUUGAGAUAACAAAUCUUUUUUAUCAUAGUGAUUAGAAUGAAUUAUUACAAGAAUUAACUGGAAAUUCGGGAAUAUCAGGUUUUAAUCACACAUUUUUUCACUCAAAAUUUUAUCUGACAGGAUAAUUACUUAUUGUUUGAUAUGCUUGUUUUUAUUUGUAAAAUUAAGGUUUUUGUUGUUAUCAGACUCUCUAUGAAUAUGUUUAACAGAAUUUGAAUUUGUACAAACAGUAGUCACCUUCUUUUCAAGUCUCAAAUUAUAUGGAGUUUAUUAUGUUACUUAUAGAGUUGACUCCUUGUAAACAAUGGAAUAAAAGAAUAUGAUUGAAGGACAUACAUUGUGCAUGCUCCACACUUAAAAAAAUGAACUGUUUUCUCAGCUAUAUACCGUGUGAUAAAAUGUGAUUUCAAACAAUGCAAUGAUAUAUCUGUCUCCAUAAAGUAUUCACGAUAGACAACAAUGUUUGGACAAAGUUUACAUUUUAAUCCAACAGAGGAAAAAAAGUAUUUAUAACCUCUGUGAUUGAUGAAUGGGUUAGUUAAUACUUUGAGAAAGGCUACUAUUUAUGACAUGUUCUCCUUACAACAUGUAUGAAAUUAUUUUUUUGUCCAUAGGCCGUUUAUAAAAUAAUUUCCAUAUAUAUCUAUCAUCAUGUUCAAUGUUCAAAUAGAAUUGAGAUUUUAGAUAAAUAACAUGACAUUUAAUUAUUAGGUUUUUUUUAAUGAAAAAAGACAAUCAAGUAAAUGCAGUGAAGGAUUUUAUCAUGUUCAUUAUGUUAUAGCUUUGUAGUUGAAAAGUUUCAGACUGAAGUGUUUUAUUUGAUAUUUGUAAAAGAGGUAUCAAAAUCAAAAACUAGCAUUUAAAAUUGAGAAAUUUAAACACAGUUGAUACAGACAACUUCACAGUUCAGCAUAAAUUCCAUUUUAUUUAAUUCUUAUAUUAUUGCUAUCAUCAGUUGACUGUUAUAAUCACAUAAUUGGAGAUAUAUAUGUUUUGUGGUUAUGCUUGUAUUGUAAUUGUUUAAAGAGAAACAAAAUUCUGUUAUAAUCUGCGUAAUAAAAAGAUAAAACAUCAA